Plasmodium inui San Antonio 1 is the source of this 2373-nucleotide messenger RNA. RefSeq lists its product as hypothetical. The record is from RefSeq and is a predicted model, not a curated record. Lineage: Eukaryota; Apicomplexa; Aconoidasida; Haemosporida; Plasmodiidae. The transcript is spliced from 6 exons. Bases 1 to 2373 code for a protein of 790 amino acids.
AUGCCCAAGCUAUCCUAUUUGAUACGGAAAUGCAAAGGCAAGGAUGGAGAUAAAGUCGGCGAGCACGAAGAAGUGGACGUAUUCAGCAUCCUAAACGAAGACAGCUGUUAUUCAUCGGACCAGCUGGAAAUAGAUAGUCACGUUGAAGAGGGGUGGGCCGAUGCCAAUUUGGCGCAAAACCAAAGAAAUAAACACCGACAGGGGAGUAACUCCAGUGAGACCAAUGGGAGUAGUGCGAAGAAAUUCUCACGUGGUCCCGGCGGUAACUCAAAGGAGGGGUGUAAAAGUGGAAAGGACGACACGACGAACGAACAAGUAACUAGCAGCUCGGGGGAGAGAAACCUGGAUAACAUUAUGUUGUCGAAAAGGGCACACAUAUUCCACAGCCUCAAAAUAUUAUCGCCUAAGGGGGAAGGGAAAGGUGAAAAUGGGGGCGGAGAGGCGAGAGCGAAAGGUAGAAGCGACGCGAGGAUCCAAGUGAAUGAAGGGCUCCAGGACACAGAUGGUAACCGCUCCCCCGGAGAGGAAUGCCCAAAACAGAAUAACAAACGCAGGAACCCCCUGAAUAAUACGUACAAAAAUUUCACGGUGUACGAAAAUAAACAUCCACACGUCUCGGAGCUGUACAACGACAUCUUGGAAAGCAUCAACCAUUUGAAUAAGCUAAAUGUGAGAGAGGCGUAUCAUCACUUAAGAGAUGUGUACGUGAAAAAGUACGCCACAGACAGAGAGCUGAAGAGAAAACAAUUUUUCCAAAAUCGGUUUGUUAGCGAAAUAUUAUAUAGAUACAAAAUGAUGAAUAAAAUCGAACUCAUAUUUAAUUUGUUCGUUAAAGACACAUGGGAUGAUUGUUUGAAUUUUUCUGUCAUUUCGAAGAAGGUUUACAGAAAUUUUAUUUUUGAUUAUCUCAUUGAUCUGGUGGACGUGAAUGGGAUGCUGUGUUUUUCCAGAUACACCAACUUGCCAAGUGGAAGCAGUGACGACAUUUCAGCCUCCCUCACGGCGCAGACCUCCGAGGAAUUUGUGAGCGACGCGGGGGGAGCGGAAGGAAUAGAAGAUGUGGAAGGAGUGGAAGACCCAGCACGGGAGGGGAAGUCCCUUCAGAAGUGUCCUAAGAAAACCCUACCCCAGGGGAGCAACGGAGAAGAACAAUACAACGGCUACGAAGAAGGAUGCUCUAACCUCCGUGACAACCGCCGCGGUAGCCGCGCGCGGAAGCGGGACAGCAAGAGAAAAGAGGCAGGGCCUAGGCGCAUAGAGAACAAGUACAUCGAUUACGGACACUUCCAUCUGGCGUAUGAUGACGAGGACGAUAACGAAGUCUUUUACUUCGUGACGAAAAAGGACUUUAACACGUUCAAGCGGAUAUAUUCUAGGAAACUGGGUGAGGGGUUUCUGAGCGCCGAGGGGCAGCAGGAGGAAGACAAAGGGGGGACUCCCACUGGGGAGGAGGCAAGCUCAGACCAGUUCCAGACGGCUGAAGAGAGCGAAGAGGAUAGUGGAAAGACGAGCGAAUUGCAGAGCGAAUCAAACAGCGAACCGAGGAGCGAACCGAAGAGCGAAUCGAACAGCGAAUCGAAUAACGAAUCGAAUAGCGAACCAAGGAUCGAAUCUAUGCGCAGAGCAAAGCGGCAGCCCACACGCAAAGAGAAAGUGAAAAAGUCUACGAACCAGAGUAUGAGGAAACAUGAGGACGCUAACGCCGAGUCUAUGCAUAGAAGGAUUGAAGAAAGAGAAAGAAGUGACCUGAACACGUUCAUAUAUUUUUACGUAAAUUUGCUGAUACCCUCCAAUUUCGUGUACGUCAUUGCCGCCAUGAUUGAGAGUUCCCUGUUCAAAUCAUGGAUUCCCUUCUAUUCCUUCCCCUUCAAAUUUGGAAUCAGCGAAUGCAAAACGUUAAAGCAACGAGGAAUGCUCGAUAAAAUAGUUUACACAAAAAUUGCCAUGCCGUGGAUAAUCAAGGACAGGUUCUUACUGAUGGACAUAUGGAUAUGCGAAGACUUGAAAUUUUCGAAAGGCAUCUUUUUAUAUGCCUCAAAUUUUCCGAAGAAUUCUGGAAAUAUGACGAACGUGGUUUUGGACACGGACAGGAGCAUGGAAAUUGAUAUGGCGAUCCACGCGUUUAUCGCCCCCAGGAAUUUCAACGAGACUGUCGUCAAGUGUUACAUCGAAGUAUCACCCAACAUAAAUCUGAACGAGUUUUUUAUUUCAUUUUUGACAAAAGUUUUCAUCAAAAGCUGCAUAUCCCACUUCGUCAACGCGUGUAGAAGUUUCCAGUCCAACGAAGAGUACAACCGUGAGCUGCGCAAGAGCCGCUUAUUUUACGAUCUCUUGUGGAAGGCAGCGGAGGAGUGUAAAAUAUAUGACCCAUGA